This is a messenger RNA of Camellia sinensis, 2396 nucleotides long. RefSeq names its product casein kinase I-like 12 (gene CKL12). NCBI's taxonomy places the organism in Eukaryota, Viridiplantae, Streptophyta, Magnoliopsida, Ericales, Theaceae. Gene Ontology annotation, molecular function: ATP binding; protein kinase activity. The record is from RefSeq and is a predicted model, not a curated record. Gene Ontology annotation, biological process: protein phosphorylation.
GUAUUGUAAUAAUCUCCCAACUCCACCUUUUUCUACCUCCUUUCUUUUGGAUCAAAAUAUAUACUUCACCAAGAAGUAGAAGAAGAAGAGUGUGUGUGUCCCAGUAGUAGAUACAUAGAAUAGAGAUAGAAACUCUCUCUCUCUAUGUAUAUGUAUGUAUUUCCAGAGAGAGAGAGAGAGAGACACACACCCACACACACACAGAAAGACUCCACCAUGACAAAGCUCUCCUUCCUCUUCUCUCUCUUCUCACUCUCUGUGACCUAAUCCCCUAGAUCUCCACAAUUCUAGAGCUCGCUCAUCGCUCAAUUCGGUCUUGGUUGCUUGAAUUUGAAGCUAGGGUUUGGCUUCCAUGGAGCCUCGUGUUGGCAACAAGUUUCGCCUCGGUCGCAAAAUCGGCAGUGGAUCCUUCGGAGAGAUCUAUCUCGGUACUAAUAUUCAGACUAAUGAAGAGGUUGCAAUUAAGCUUGAAAAUGUGAAGACAAAACAUCCUCAGUUGCUUUACGAAUCAAAGUUAUACAGAAUUCUACAGGGAGGAACUGGAAUUCCAAAUGUGAGAUGGUUUGGAGUGGAGGGAGACUACAAUGUUCUAGUGAUGGAUUUGCUUGGACCCAGUCUUGAAGAUUUGUUCAAUUUUUGCAGUAGGAAGCUUUCUUUAAAGACUGUUCUUAUGCUUGCAGAUCAAAUGAUCAAUCGAGUUGAGUCUGUCCAUUCUAAAUCCUUUUUACAUCGGGAUAUCAAGCCAGACAAUUUUCUUAUGGGCUUGGCAAGGCGUGCAACCCAGGUCUACAUCAUUGACUUCGGUCUGGCUAAAAAAUAUAGAGACACUACGACCCACCAACACAUUCCUUACAGAGAGAACAAAAAUUUGACUGGAACUGCAAGAUACGCAAGUAUGAACACUCACCUCGGCAUUGAACAAAGCAGGAGGGAUGAUUUAGAAUCUCUUGGAUAUGUCCUCAUGUACUUUCUAAGAGGAAGUCUUCCUUGGCAGGGACUGAAAGCAGGAACUAAGAAACAAAAGUACGAAAAAAUUAGUGAAAGAAAGGUUUCCACAUCUAUUGAGGCUUUGUGCCGGGGUUAUCCAACAGAGUUUGCAUCAUACUUCCACUACUGUCGGUCUUUGCGUUUUGAUGACAAGCCAGAUUAUUCUUAUUUGAAGAGAAUAUUCCGUGACCUUUUUAUUCGUGAAGGCUUCCAGUUCGAUUAUGUUUUUGAUUGGACCAUUUUGAAGUAUCAGCAAUCGCAGAUUGCCACUCCGCCUUCCCGGGCUCUUGCUACUGGUGCUGGAACAAGCUCUGGACUGCCACCUCCUGUUGUGAAUGCUGAUCGACAAUCGGGUGAGGAAGAAGGGAGAGUAACCGGUUUGUCCGGAGUGGAACCAUCACGUACAAGAUUUUCUGGACCAGUAAUAAAUUCAGGAACUUCAUCCAAGCAGAAGGGUCCAGUUGCAAAUGAUUCAACGAGCAAAGAAGCUAUGUUGUCAAGCUCCUUUUUUUUAGGACGGUCAAGCGGAUCAUUAAGGCGAGCUGCUGUCUCUAGUAGCCGUGACGGAGUUGUCAUGGGGAACGAGUCUGAUCAAGUUCGCUCUCGCACCAAAAUUUCAAGCGGGCAAAGAAGUUCCUCAGUUGGUGGAUCCUCAGACCCCAAGCGCCCAUCAUCCGGGAGGAAUACCUCUGGCAUGAAGAACUAUGAGUCCACUCUCAAGGGUAUUGAGACUCUGCAUUUCGAUGAUGAAGAGCGGGUUCAUUAUUAGAUAUUCACUGUUUUCUUUUUUGCAUUCUUGUAAAUCUACAUACUCUGUGUGCUAGACAUCAGAUAGGAUUUAUUAGAUUCUUGAAGUUGACCACCUAUGUUGAGAUCAACGACACUCUUGUGGACUUGUAGUCAAUAAAAUGAAGAGAGAAUCCGAAAGCAGCAGCAGCAAUUCAACUGAACCCAUCAAGGUAAGGCCUUUUUUAUCUAUGUGGGCUGUCAUAUUUGCUCGACUCCCUUACUCUGAUUUACCCCCCUAUCCCCCUAAUGAUCUAUGCAUGUUGUUAGUGUUGGGGAUUACUGGUUUUAAGCUUGUGGAACUGUAAAUUUUCCGUUGUAAAUGUUUUCCCGUUCUACUUUUGUUUGUUUCCCGUGUGUUGAUGACAAGCAUGAACUAUUUGACACGGAAAUUGGGUUUUUAGCAUUUGGUAAGUUUUACAGUGUGGCUAAAUACUACUAGUAGGCUCUUGGAGGACAUGCUUAUGCUACUACUGUAAUAGUGUCAAGAGUACUCACCUGUGUUAUUUCGAAUUUGUGUUGAUCUUUCAUUGAUAGAGAGCUGAGGUCUAAUUUGCCUCUUGUUAUUAGUCGUAAAAUGUAAAUUGUUUUCCAAUUAUUAUGUAAUAUUGGUUUUCCUAGGA